This is a messenger RNA of Chaetomium globosum CBS 148.51, 825 nucleotides long. RefSeq lists its product as uncharacterized. The transcript is spliced from 4 exons. The coding region runs from base 1 to 825 and encodes 274 amino acids. The record is from RefSeq and is a predicted model, not a curated record. Lineage: Eukaryota; Fungi; Ascomycota; Sordariomycetes; Sordariales; Chaetomiaceae.
AUGAAGUUCACUUACUUUCUCGGGGUGCUGGUCUACGGCCUCGGCCUGGAAGCCAGAAGAGUCCCAGCCCCUGGGGCCGUUGCCCGACAGUGGGGUGACGGUGACGAUGACGAGGGAGAAGAAGGGGGCAAUGAUGGCGGCGAAGGAGAAGGAGAUAUUUGCGAAUGGACGGACCACUGCCUUGGUGACCCCUGCAAGACCGAAAUUGACUGCGACGGCGACCUCACCUGCCUUGCCGGGUCCUGUGCCGACCCUGACGCCGUAGAACCCACUCCCACCGUCGGGAUUCCAACUCCGAUCAUUAUUACAACCACCAUCUAUGUCACGGCUUCCCCAACAAUACCGGCCAACCCCGAUUGUGAAUGGACGGGCCACUGCGCGGGUGAUCCAUGCCAGACAGAGAACGACUGUGAUGGCGAUAUGACUUGUCACUCGGGCACUUGCGGCGAUGGGCCCGUAACCCUAGUCACCAGCACUCGUCGCAUUGUUACAAGCACCCGCCGAGUGACAGUCCCACCUAGGCCUACAACUACCCGCCGAGCCACAGUCCCACCCAGGCCUACGACUACUCGCCGAAUGACCGUUCCGCCCAGGCCCACGACUACUCGCCGAGUAACAGUCCCGCCUAGGCCUACGACUACCCGCCGGGUCACAGUCUCUCCGACACCUCGCUCGACAGUUCGCCCCCCGAUGACCUCAGCUCAAGCAAGCCCAAGACCCCCGUGUGCUGAGGGCCCGCUUGCUUGCAUUGGCAACAGCUGCGAAACUGACGCCGACUGUGGUGGCUCCUUGAUCAUUUGCAAAAACGGGACUUGUGGGCUGUGA